AAGAAACACACUGUUGAUGAGAAGUCUAAAGGAUGGCAGAAGAGCUGCAUUAUUCUCCCGUGGUUUUCAAGAAUCGCGUUGUUUCUUCGCCGAAAGGUGAGUCUUGGCCUUUCUUUCUCAUCUCUUCAUCAAUAUCACUCUCUUUUAGUUCAUUUCUAUCAGUUUACAAAAAUGUCAGUUCCAGACUGAAGACUAUAACAAUCACAAUUGUUUGUGAAUAUUCAAAUUGAAGGGUGCUUAAAGCAAGUGAGGCAGAUAUGCCAGCUAUUUAUGCUGAAUCAUGUUUUUUUGUCUUUGUGAUGGCAAAUCUACUCUGCUAUUAUGUUUUAAUCAAGUAUCUUUACAGUUAAUCAAGUACAAAUUACAUUCUUAACCCAUUUAAUAUCAUGGGUCACAAUAGCAAGAAUACUUUGUUUGUACUUUACAGGCUCUGGAGAAGUUAAAGUUGUACUUAUAAUAAAAUGUUUCAUAUUAUGCAUUAUCAUAUCAUUUAGACAAGUUUCAUAUGAUUUCUCAAAAUGUUCACAAGACCACAAGCAUAUUUCUCAAAGAUGUACCUUUACAGACACAUUUGGCACCAGAAGUCUGUAUUCAACAGCUUUAAAAACAAUACAUUGAAUCCCUGAUGCUUGAGGUAUAUGAAUUAAUACAGUGUCUGUAAUUUAUGAUACAGUGAGGGAAAAAAGUAUUUGAUCCCCUGCUGAUUUUGUACGUUUGCCCACUGACAAAGAAAUCAUCAGUCUAUAAUUUUAAUGGUAGGUUUAUUUGAACAGUGAGAGACAGAAUAACAACAAAAAAAUCCAGAAAAACGCAUGUCAAAAAUUUUAUAAAUUGAUUUGCAUUUUAAUGAGGGAAAUAAGUAUUUGACCCCCUCUCAAUCAGAAAGAUUUCUGGCUCCCAGGUGUCUUUUAUACAGGUAACGAGCUGAGAUUAGGAGCACACUCUUAAAGGGAGCGCUCCUAAUCUCAGCUUGUUACCUGUAUAAAACACACCUGUCCACAGAAGCAAUCAAUCAAUCAGAUUGGCCAAGACCAAAGAGCUCUCCAAGGAUGUCAGGGACAAGAUUGUAGACCUACACAAGGCUGGAAUGGGCUUUCAAGACCAUCGCCAAGCAGUUUGGUGAGAAGGUGACAACAGUUGGUGCGAUUAUUCGCAAAUGGAAGAAACACAAAAUAACUGUCAAUCUCCCUCGGCCUGGGGUUCCAUGCAAGAUCUCACCUUGUGGAGUUUCAAUGAUCAUGAGAACGGUGAGGAAUCAGCCCAGAACUACACGGGAGGAUCUUGUCAAUGAUCUGACCACACAAUGAAAGUGUUGUGGUCAGAUGAGACCAAAAUCGAGCUCUUUGGCAUCAACUCAACUCGCCGUGUUUGGAGGAGGAGGAAUGCUGCCUAUGACCCCAAGAACACCAUCCCCACCGUCAAACAUGGAGGUGGAAACAUUAUGCUUUAGGGGUGUUUUUCUGCUAAGGGGACAGGACAACUUCACCGCAUCAACGGGACGAUGGACGGGGCCAUGUACCGUCAAAUCUUGGGUGAGAACCUCCUUCCAUCAGCCAGGGCAUUGAAAAUGGGUCGUGGAUGGGUAUUCCAGCAUGACAAUGACCCAAAACACAAGGCCAAGGCAACAAAGGAGUGGCUCAAGAAGAAGCACAUUAAGGUCCUGAGUAGCCAGUCUCCAGACCUUAAUCCCAUAGAAAAUCUGUGGAGGGAGCUGAAGGUUCGAGUUGCCAAACGUCAGCCUCGAAAACCUUAAUGACUUGGAGAAUAUCUGCAAAGAGGAGUGGGACAAAAUCCCUCCUGAGAUGUGUGCAAACCUGGUGGCCAACUACAAGAAACGUCUGACCUCUGUGAUUGCCAACAAGGGUUUUGCCACCAAUUUUUUUUUUUGUUAUUCUAUCUCUCACUGUUCACAUAAACCUACCAUUAAAAUUAUAGACUGAUCAUGUCUUUGUCAGUGAGCAAACGUACAAAAUCAGCAGGGGUUCAAAUACUUUUUUCCCUCACUGUAUAUCAUACGUUAAUAGGUCAAAUUGUAUGUAGCAACUGCAGAUUGCCCCUUUAAUGUAAUUAUGUGCUUUUAACAUGUCAUACUGAUACAGUAAUUCCCUCUAAAACAGCUGUGAGAAAUGGUCCUCUAGUAGUUGAUUAUAUCACACCCCCACCCUCUUGUACGUGUGUGCGUGCGUGAUUGCGUAUACGUGUGUGAGUGUUUUAGUGUGUGUGCGGCAUGUGUGUGUCUGGGACAGAUUUUCACCAGUCAAUGUCCAUUGCUCGUGUUUCUUGGCCCAAGCAUGUCUCUUCUUCUUAUUGGUGUCCUUUAGUAGUGGUUUAUUUUCAGCAAUUCGACCAUGAAGGCCUGAUUCAUGCAGUCUCCUCUGAACUCUCAACUUGAUGUUGAGAUGUCUGUAACUUGAACUCUGUGAAACAUUUAUUUGGGCUGCAAUCUGAGGUGCAGUUAAUAGCCGAUUUUUGAUGCUCUGCAGCAGAGGGCCAGUUUCAUCAUACCACUUGAUGGUUUUUGCGACUGCACUUGAAGAAACUUUCAAAGUUCUUGAAGUUUUCCGGAUUGACUGGCCUUCGUUUCUUAAAGUAACUGUUGUUUCUUGUUGCUUAUAUGAGCUGUUCUUGCCAUGAUAUGGACUUGGUCUUUUACCAAAUCGGGCUAUCUUCUGUAUACCACCCCUACCUUGUCAAAACACAACUGAUUGGCUCAAACACAUUAAGGAAAGAAAUUCCACAAAUUAACUUUUACUAAGGCACACUUUUUAAUUGAAAUGCAUUCCAGGUGACUACCUCAUGAAGCUGGUUGAGAGAAUGCCAAGAGUGUGCAAAGCUGUCAUCAAGGCAAAGGGUGGCUACUUUGAAGAAUCUCAAAUAUAACAUAUAUUUUGUUUUGUUUAACCCUUUUUGGGUUACUGCAUGAUUCCAUAUGUGUUUUUUCAUAGUUUUGAUGUCUUUACUAUUUUCUACAUUGUAGAAUAAUAGUGAAAAUAAAGAACAACCCUGGAAUGAGUAGGUGUGUCCAAACUUUUGACUGGUACCGUAUGUGUGAAGGGAUGCAUAGACAAUAUGGACAGUAUAUGGAUAGAAUGUGUAGUAUAUCUGAAGAAAAGUAUAUGUACAGCAAUAGUUAAAUAGGAUAGGCGUUGACUAGAAUACAGUGUAUACAUAUGAAGUGGGUAAAACAGUAUGUAAACAACAUUGUUGCAAUACUGUCCGUUGAGCACAGCUUAAAAUAUACUGUGUUUCAUAUGAUGGUUUCAUCUGUCUAUGAGAAGAACUGAACAUUGGAGCUCUGACCACAAGCUCCUAAAUGCCUGACCUUUUUACCUAUCCAACAAUCUUAGACAACCAUUGAAGUCCUCAUCAAUCUUGUUACAUAUGAUUUAUUUAUUAGAGGUAUGGACUCAUUGUGUAACCUGUCACCUAUUGUCUGUUUGUCCUCUUUGCAUUUUUUUUUGUUGUUGUUUGUUCUAAUUUCUUCGCUCUCCUCUAUUGCUGCAUCCCGUUUCAUUUUCUUUUUUUGCAGAGUCCUCCACGGUCUCUGAUUGGUUGGUUUCUUUAUCAUUAGUGUGUUCCAUCUCCUCAGCCACUGGAGCCUCCUCUUUGUUCUUGGACGACUUCUUGUUCGUUUUGUCACUGGGAGAAAUUCACGAUUUGAUUGACAUUACUGUUGUGUUUAGAAGACUGUCUCUGCAUAUACAUUUGCAAGUAUUUUAUGUAAUAUGAACAUAAUGGUUUUAGUUUAUCUGAUACACACAUAUUGUGAGACUAUUUUGUGUACAAAAUAACUUCUCAUCAAAUUAAUCUAAUUGGGUAAUUGAUGGACAGAAUAAAGGAUUGGACACCAUCUUCAUUAAACAAGUGGUGUAGCUAUAUUCUCUGAUCCAUUUCGACCUCACUACUGUCCUCUGGUGACAAUAUUUCAACAUUGCAGCUGCCCCACGUUCAUAUUGUAGCAACACCGUUUCCAUUCUACCUCCUAGGGUUGGCUCAUUAGUGUACUGAAGAUCUAUUGCAUUCAUAUGGGACAUUAAUUAAUAUUACAGACAAAUGGGAAACCGAUUACUACAUUUUGACACCUUAGCAAGUCUGGGCAUUUCCUUUAUCUUGUAACCAGUCAAUGUGGCUUGGUCAACUUAUAAAUCAACCAGUGACUGGAGGGUAUAGAGAGGGUACGGCAAGUCUUCAGAGGUAUGCUCACACUAAAACAAGAGAGGAAUAAAAUAAUCCUAUUUCUGUUUCUGCACAUAGUUACAGUGCAUUCAGAAAGUAUUCCGACCCCUUUACUUUUUCAACAUUUUGUUACGUUACAGCCUUAUUCUAAAAUAGAUUAAAUUGUUUUUUUUCUCCUCAUCAACCUAUACACAAUACCCCAUAAUGCCAAAUCAAAUACAGGUUUAUGUCACAUAGAAUACAGCUUUUUAGUGAAUUUCCAUGAAUAAAAAAAAUAACAGAACAGUCUCAACAUCGCAUUUAAAAGAAAUAUCACAUUUACAUAAGUAUUCAGACCCUUUACUCAGUACUUUGUUGAAGCACCUUUGGCAACGAUUACAGCCUAAAAUCUUCUUUGGUAUGACGCAGAGCAUAUGAGCGGAGUGGAGCGAGCGUGGAGCGUGAGCGGACGGAUUUUGAACAGAGCGCAGAGCGGCAUUUUUAAAAGGACGGAGCGUCGCCCUAUGUCCCGCUCCAAUUUCGCUCGCUCACACCACGAGUCUGAAGCAUGCUCAAGCCUGACCCAGAAUCCAUCUGUUUAAUUUAAUUUGUGUCGUCCAUGAAUUUGUAUUUUAUAGAGCGAGAGGAGCAGCAGCAGCAACAAGAGAAAAGGGUUGAGGAAUUCAAAAGUGUAUUCACUGCACGCAAAGGCCCAACCAUAACAAGGGAGAGAAAAAGAGAGCUGGAUGUAGCAUUUUUUAAAAUGAUUUUCAUGGACUAUGAACCGCUGAGUAAAGGAGAACGCGAAGGGAUGCAACACUUCGCCAGCGCAGCUCAACCGUGCUACACCCCCCCAAGAAACUAUGAUAAAUCAGUACUUUACUUUGUCAAAUUUACAUCUGAGAUGCCCCAUUCACAUGCUUCAGCUGGCGAUCAAAAACGCCGUUAACGAGCACGACAACAUUAAUAGGCUGUUAGUGAAAGUCGGGCACCUGGUGAAAAGUGUACGCAAGAGCACAGAGGAAACCGAGCAAUUAGGUGUCCGCCCCACAAAUGCCUGCGCCAUUCGAUGGAGCAGCCAGCUGCGGAUGAUUCAGUCGUUCAUCCGGUUGUUCCAAAAAGACCCGUUAUGGCAAAACAAACUCAAGUCUAAUGUUGCUAACAUCACCCUGAAUCAAGUACGGCAGCUGACGCACCUUGUCAGUGUGCUGACACCACUAGCAGACCUCACAGACAAAAUGCAGAAGGAGCUGGGGAACCUGGGGAUGAUCCUCCCUGCUGUCACAGAAAUCAAAUCCCUGCUCACCGAUUACACUCACGCUGCACUUCCAAUGGGCAUCGCUGCUUUUGCAGAAACAUUGGCAAACAACGUGUCAAUUCGCUAUGGAAUAUACUAUACUGAUUAACAUCUCAUUUUAGCGUCAGUGUUAGAUCCCCGUUUCAAGACAGAAUGGAUAAUCCGAGAUGAGUCUGUAUGCAACAAAUUCGGGGAGAUAAAGUAAGGCUGUGGUUUAAGCUAAAAGUGAAAUACAUGCAGAUUUUGUUCCUUUUUUGGAGUGAGCGGGGGCGAUUUGAGUGGAGUGCGAUGCAAACUGCGUUGAGCGCUGAGCGAUAAUGAGCGGACUGGCCUGAUGUGGUUUUGAGCGGGUGAACAGCUCCGUGAGCGAGGAGCUGAGAUUCUCACCGCUCCACUCCGCACAUAUGCUCUGGUAUGACGCUACAAGCUUGGCACACCUGUAUUUGGGGAGUUUCGCCCAUUCUUCUCUGCAGAUCCUCUCAAGCUCUGUCAGGUUGGAUGGGGAGUGUCGCUGCACAGCUAUUUUCAGGUCUCUCCAGAGAUGUUUGAUUGGGUUCAAGUCUGGGCUCUGGCUGGGCCUCUCAAGGACAUUCAGAGACUUGUCCUGAAGCCACUCCUACGUUGACUUGGCUGUGUGCUUAGGGUUGUUGUCCUGUUGGAAGCUGAACCUUCGCCCCUGUCUGAGGUCCUGCGGGCUCUGGAGCAGGUUUUCAUCAAGGUUCUCUCUGUACUUUGCUCCGUUCAUCUUUCCCUCGAUCCUGACUAGUCUCCCAGUCCCUGCCGCUGAAAAACAUCCCCACAGCAUGAUGCUGCCACCACCAUGCUUCACCCUAGGGAUGGAGCCAGGUUCCCUCCAGACGUGACGCUUGGCAUUCAGGCCAAAGAGUUCAAUCUUGGUUUCAUCAGACCAGAAAAUCUUGUUUCUCAUGGUCUGAAAGUCUUUAGGUGCCUUUUGGCAAACUCCAAGCGGGCUGUCAUGUGCCUUUUACUGGGGAGUGGCUUCCGUCUGGCCACUCUACCAUAAAGGCCUGAUUGGUGGAGUGCUGCAGAGAUGGUUGUCCUUCCGGAAGGUUCUCCCAUCUCCACAGAGGAACUCUGGAGCUCUGUCAGAGUGACCAUCGAGUUCUUGGUCACCUCCCUGACCAAGGUCCUUCUCCCCCGAUUUCUCAGUUUGGCCAGGCAGACCGCUCUAGGGAGAGUCUUGGUGGUUCCAUACUUGUUCCAUUUAAGAAUGAUGGAGGCCAUUGUGUUCUUGGGGACCUUCAAUGCUGCAUAAAUGUUUUGGUACCCUUCCCCAGAUCUGUGCCGCAACACAAUCCUGUCUCGGAGCUCUACAGACAAUUCUUUCGACCUCAUGGCUUGGUUUUUGCUCUGACAUGCACUGUCAACUGUGGGACCUUAUAUAGACAGGUGUGUGCCUUUCCAAAUCAUGUCCAAUCAAUUGAAUUUACCACAGGUGGACUCCAAUCAAGUUGUAGAAACAUCUCAAGAAUGAUCAAUGGAAACAGGAUGCACCUGAGCUCAAUGUCAAGUCUCAUAGCAAACGGCCUGAAUACUGAUGUAAAUAAGUUAUUUCUGUUUUUUAUUUUUAAUACAAACCUGUUUUCGCCUUGUCAUUAUGGGGUAUUGUGUGUAGAUUGAUAAGGAAAAUGUUAUUUUAAUCAAUUUUAGAAUAAGGCUGUAACGUAACAAAAUGUGGAAAAAGUCAAGGGGUCAGAAUACUUUCUGAAGGCACUGUAAAGUAACAACAGGGCCUGGCCUGUGUUAAAAGUGUUUAACCUUUUACUGCAGUGGGAUAAAUCAGGGGCACACAGAGUGUUUCUAAGUAGUCUUAAACAAAUCUACUUUGAAACAAAAGUAUACACCUCACACACAUAGAUUUGGCCUUAAAAAAAGAAGACACCUGUACAAUGUCAGAUAUAGAGUUGGAAUAUAUUCAAAUUUGAGUUUGCAUCCCAAUAUUACACUCUAUAUACAUCACAGAAGACUGAAAUAUAACAAAACCGCUUGACAUAGAAACACUGGAUUUUUGGCUGUUUAAAAAAAUAAUGUUUUUUAAAUUAUGAACAAUAUUAAUAACAUUACACCCAUAAGGCCACUAGGUCAUUUGACUGCAAGAAAGGGCUACAAAAGUACAAAGUGUUUGUUAGGUGUUAAGUCUGCGUUUAAAAUAUGCUUAAAAUGAUUAAAAGGCUAAAAGUGAUUGUGUAGAAAUGUGUUUGUGAAAUAAAAAAUUGAAAUUGUUUUAGAAAGGUAGUGGUAAUAUUUCAUUCAGUACAGAAAUUUGUAGGCAGCUUAACAUACAUACCCUGUCCCGCCACUCAACGUACCCCAUACCCGGGGUAUCUUUGUUAGAUAGAAUACUAUAUGCUGAAUGUAAAAAAAAUAAAAAAUGGCUCAACUUACCCCACUAUCCCUUACUGAAGCUCUAUUGCAGACAUAUGGGAAAUGACUGUUACACAUUUCUAAAUAUUCUGAUGCCUUAGCAAGUCAGGGCAUUUCCUUAUAACUUGUUAACCAGUGAACCACAAUGUGGGGCAACUUCACAAUACACUUCUCAAUCAACCAGUGACUAGAGGGUAUGAGGAGGAUAUGGAAGGCCUUCAGAGGUAUCCUCACACUAAAACAAGUGAGCAAAGAAUUAGAGACACUCCGAUUUCUGUUUCUGUACAAAACUAUUUCUGAUUUCCAUUCACAGUUGUAGGCUUACGGCUUUCCAUACAGCUUUUCAUAUUGAGUACUGUAGUGUCAUUCAGUACCAUCAUGACAGUACCAUCAUCACACGUCAACAUAACUUCCUCCUCUCAGUCAGAUGAAACAGUGAAAUAGUUUUCUGUGACAUGAUUCAAACCAGAGUCAAAGCAGAAGUACUAAUACAGGUCCUACUAGGGAUAAAAACAGAAGGAUCCACUGUGUCAUAUACAGUAGAUCAACACUGGGUAAGGUUUCUCCGUGCUUGUAUCUCUAAGAAAUAAACUGUUGAUGAGAAGUCUAAAGGAUGGCAGAAGAGCUGCAUUAUUCUACAGUGGUUUUCAAGAAUCCCAUCGUUUCUUCGCUGAAAAGUGAGUCUUGGCCUUUCUUUCUCAUCUCUUCAUCAAUGUCACUCUCUGUACUGUGUAGAUCUGGUUUAUAUUAGUAUUGGGACUCAGUCAAAGGUGUAGACCUGGCUUACAGGAGUAUUGGAGCUGAGAUGCAAGUGAAGACCUGGUUAACAGUUUAUGAGUAUUCAGGCUUUGGCACAUAUUUAGACCUGGCUUAGUUGACUAAUUGGGUUCAAGCACAGGUGCAUACAUCUUUUGAGCUGAGGUACAGGUGUAGACCUGAUUUGUAUGACUAUUGGGGCAGAAGAACACCUAUUCUUAUGACAAUUGGGGUAUGUAGCAGUAGACCUGCAUGUCUAACCCAAUAGAAAGAAAACAGGUGUACACCUGGUCUGUAAGAAUAUUGGGGCUGAAGUACAAGUGUAGACCUGGUUUGUAUGAAUGUUGAGGCUUGGGUACUGGGUUAGACCUGUUUUAUAUGAGUAUGCCCAUGGUUUUACCUGGUUUAUAUCAGUAAUGGGGUGUAUGGAUGCACAAGGCUCAUAUUGGGUCUGGAUGGACGUCUAUUGCCCAUUCAAAUCCUUUCUAGCAGCAAGUUUGUGGUAGGAAAAAAAGUGAAUGGGGCAAUAGUGUUAUACCACUGUACAAUGAGUUUAUCUAUGAAAUGAUUAGUGUAUACAGGUCAGAGGUCACAGGACUAAGAUAUGCUAAUAACAGGGUUGGGAUGUGCAGAGAAUAGCUGGAUAUAGGUUACUGUUGGUGACUUAGGGAAUACAAGGCAAAGUGGGUAACAGAGCUGAGAUAGGAAAGUAACAGGGACGAGGAGUUUUGGCAAAGAAGCUGGGGUCUAUGAGUAACAAAUAGGACAUUUUUUAAGGAUAUGGGUGUAUCAGUACUUAAUUGUGGGUGUUAGGGUUAGGGCAUGGGGGUAACAGGGCUGGGAUGUGUGGGUAAUUGAGUUUGGUUUGUGGGUAAGUGGACUGAGGUAUAUACAGUAGAUAUUGGAGCUGAGGGAUAGAAGGAAUGUCUGUUAAUUUUAUUAUAGGCAGAGCACUGUACGUUCACAUCGGUCACAAUUGACCGAGAAUAAAACAUAUGUUUUUACAUACUUUUACAUCUUUAUUUUAAAAAAGCAAUAUGGAUUACAUGUUAGGUUUACUAAUGGCAUAAUAUUUGCAUAGUGGCAUGUCUGGCAAAGAUUUGGUAACAAAUGAGUUCGCAAAUGGGUUAAUAUUAUUGAAUAUGUAUGUGUUGCCCUUUCUCUUCCCCACAGAGAAAAAAGAGGAAGAAACAGUAUAUGCUGAAGUAAAGGCUAAGGGAAGUGCAGUCACUCAACAAAGUCCUGCCAUGACAGGUACAUUUGAGAGAUAGGGCUAGAUUCAAACCGAACUGCGGAAGAUCCGCGUUAUUGUGUCUGAACGUCAAUUUGGCAUAGAGGAACUACGUCACUGCCUAUGUGACUACCUUAUCCGCUUGAAUAAAAUAAGAAAUAGUAAAUAGCAAAAUGUAAAUCAAUUUCCUAUUGACCCGACAUAUGCAGCAUUCACCGUGAAUUCGGUCUCCGCGAUUUCCUUUACAUUUCAAUCACGCUGUAACGCGGAUCUUCCGUGGUCUGGAUUGAAUCGAGGAGGCUAUAGUCAAAUUAUCCACCGUUUAUUGUUCAAUUAUUAGAUUUCAUAAAAUUAUGGAAUAACGCUUACCAUUAAAUGUAUACACUUAUGCUAACAAUAUGGCUAUAAUAACAUGAAUCUUAUCUUUACUAUUCCUAGUGGAUGAGAUGCCUGCUCUCCAUUCUCAACCCUUUCGAGGAGUGGCAGUAUGUUUGGGGGUUGUUUGUGUCCUCUUGCUUUCAGCCAUUAUAGGCCUCUGUGUCUACUGUGAGUAUAUGGAUCAUAAAGUAUUAUGGAUUUUGGAGGGGUGCAGGAUGACAUCAUAGAGUAAACAUGUCUUUCUCCACAGUCAGCACUGCCUUCUCAGAGCACAACACAAAGUUGGUGAGGGAACUGGAGCAACUAACAGAUGCGCGUACAUUUCUACUGGCGGCCAAUCAGGUCCUUACGAACCUCAACAGCAAUCUGAGUAUAGCCAAUCACAUUUUGCAGAGUGAUUAUAGCAAUGUAAGCACUGCAAACCAACGUUUAGUAGCUGAGAAAGAAGAGGUGUCAAGAGAGAGGGAUAGACUGAACUGGACUCUUAGGGUCAUAUAUCAGUUUGAAGAUUUUCCUGUCAAUCAAUAUUGUUCACCAAAAGAUGGCGCAGGAGGUAAGCCUCCUUCCUGUUACCCUUGUUUUCAUCAUAAUGUACACCACGUGUCAAACUCAUUCCACGGAGGGCCGAGUGUCUGAGGGUUUCGCUCCACCCUUGUACUUGAUUGAUUAAUUAAAGUCGCUAAUUAGUAAGGAACUCCCCUCAGCUGGUUGUCUAGGGCUUAAUUGAAAGGAAAAACCUGCAGACACUCGGCCCUCCGUGGAAUGAGUUUGACACCCCUAGUGUACACUGAAGACAAACUUUGCACUUUGUAUCUUACUCUCUAAUAUUGGUAAUACGUAUGUAGUAUACUUACCUCAUACUGUAAUUCAUCAUUGUUGCAGAGAGAAAGUGUAACCCUUGUCGACAUGGGUGGAUGUUGUUCCAAUCUAGUUGUUACCAGAUUUUGUACCCUCCCGCUCCGUGGAACACCUGGGAACAAAGCAGAAUGGAUUGCAAACAAAAUAAUGCUGAUUUGGUUGUCAUAGGCAGUCAAAAGGAACAGGUGGGACAAUGCUACAGACUAGAGUUUUGAGGGACAGAUUCAUUUGACAUUUAAUGGGGAACUCUACAAAUUAAAUCUCCAAAAAGUGAAAUGGAACUAUAUUAUAAUGUGUGAUAUAUAGAUAUGAGCUCAAGGUAAACCAGUUGUUACUGAAAGACAAAAGCACAAAGGUCAUUACACUGCUGCUACCUGUUGUGCAGUUUGUUAUUCUCUCUCAUUUGGACCUGAUUAGAUGCAUUUAUUCAUAACGUUUAGACACUGUCUCCCAAAACUGUGGAUUACUGUUAAACACCGUUUUUUUCAACUACUUAUGGUUUCAUUCAUUUCACAUUCAGGAAUUCAUUCAUAACCACACUCAAUACUACUAUGAUAAAGAUCAUGGGUACUGGAUCGGUUUAAAUGACAUAGCUAAAGUCGGCCAAUGGCUCUGGGUUAGUGGAAGUCAUCAGAAUCUGACUGAUGGGUAAGGACAUUUUAUUCAGUGUAAAUCCAACAAAGAAGGAUUGUUAAAUCAUUUUUUGAUUCAGUCAUUUCUUUUCAUUCAUGGAGGUGUUCUCUUUUCACAGGUUUUGGAAGAGACAAACUGGGGGUGAUUGCGUGUUAACUGUCCCAAAUAAUGCACCUUUGGAUAAUUGGAAUGCUGAAUCGUGUAGCAUGCAGAACCGUUGGAUCUGUGAAAGUAGAGCAUUAAUAUUGUCAGAUGAAAUUGCGGGGACACUCUCUUAAGAGGUAUGCUCACAUACUAAACUCAUAUUAUUGCAUCUUCCUUUGAGGGUUAAAUUGAGUUGUAUUCUUCUAAUUUAACGACCCCUGCAUCUGUUUGUUGCGGUCAAUUCGAAUUCACUCAAUUCAGGAAGUGAUUUUAAUUUACAUUAAAUCACAUUUUAUUUGUCUGGUACACACAUUUUGCAGAUGUUAUUGCAAUACCUAACAAUACAAAAAAAUCUCACAAAUCCCCAAAAUGUAAAUAAAGGAAUUAAGGAAUAUCAGGACGAUCAAUGUCUAGGUCCGGAAUAUAAAUAUACAUAUAUAGUGGUGUGUAUAGAAAAGGUGUGUGCAGCUGUAGUUAUAUAGGAUGAACCUUGACUAAAGUACAGUACUGUAUAUACAUAUGAAGUGGGUAAAACAGUAUGUAAAUAUUGGAAAACGUUCAUUGGCUGACUUGAAUUCGAAUUGACCCCAACAAGGGUCUGUUUUGUAAUUUUUCACGUUAACAAUCAAGGAUCUGUUGUGAUGUAGCUAUAAUGUAUUAAAAAAAGUAUGUUUUGUUUUGAGCUUUCAUAUAAAUCAGGCACAUUUUCUUUAAUAUCAAUAACUUCACUUUGACAAUAAAUGAAGUAAAAGUGUAAUAAAUAGAAUGGAAGUUACGUUUUUUAUAAAAUCACUCAGUUUUAUAAACUAUGCAAUACUUCUAAAUUAGCAGCUUUAGGCACUUGACAACAUUUUUCUUUAAAGCGGCAAUCAGCAGUUGACACAAUAACAAAGCUUGUGUCCCGCCCCUGUUUUGGUAAAAAGCUGAGGGAUGGGGCUGGAGAAAUGUAACCACUGUCAAAUUCAUAGAAGAGCUAUGGGUGCAAGGACUGACCACCCAUGAUAUAAACUUUAUGGUUGUAACCGUGUUAUGAGUGUUUGUUUAAAUUUUAUUUGAUUACAAACUCUGGAGGAAAACAAGCUUAUAUAUUGGGUUGUGAUGGAGAAUGGCAGUUGAACUAAGCUCAUGAGACAUUUACAAGUUAUAUUCUUCAAGAAUCCACAGGUACAUAUCAUUAAUUUAUGUCCUAAAAUGGAUGAAGCAACUGCAGAUUGCCCCUUUAAGCAUCAUGCAAAUGUGUGACAUCACAGAUAAGUAAGGAAACCAAAAUAAAACAUGGACAUUGCUGUGCUCAUAUCUAGCGACCUCAUAUCUGAGGUUGAUAUCCCAGUGUUUAGAGGUAUAUAAACACCAGUUGACUCAACAUUUUUAUUUAUAAUAUCCAUUUCACUAUCAAGUCUAUUGUUGAAUUUUUGCAGGAAACAAAACAGCCUUUUUAUGUUAACGGUGUUGCAAUACUGUCCAUUGAGCCCAGAUUAAAAUAUACGGUGUUUCAUAUGAUGGUUUUAUCUGUCUUUGAGAUGCAAUGAACAUUGGAGCUCUGACCAAAAGCUCCUAAAUGGCUGACCUCUUUGCCUCUCCAACAAUCUUAGGCAACCAUUGAAGUCCUCAUCAAUCUUGUUACAUAUGAUUUCUUUUUUUGAGGUAUGGACUCAUUGUGUAACCUGUCACCUAUUGUCUGUUUGUCCUCUUUGCAUUUUUUAGUUUGACCUUUUAUUUUAGGUUCCUCCUCCACCGUCCUCACUUCCUCUCUCUCCUCUAUUGCUGCAUUCCGUUUAUUUUUUAAUUUUUUGGAGGGGAGUCCUCUACAGUUUCUGAUUGGUUGGUUUUCUCUAUCGUUAGUGUGUUCCAUCUCCUCAGCCUCUGGAGCCACCUCUUUGUUCUUGGACAACUUCUUCUUUUUCAUAAUAGUGUCUGUCAGUCACUGGGAAAAAUUCACGAUUUCAUUGACAUUACUGUUUUGUUUAGAAGACUGUCUCUGUAUAAGGAGCAAUGACGUGUAUUCAUGGAUGCCAAGAGAAGCCAUGGUUCCCAAACAAAAUGACCAAGAAAAAAAACAUACAUUUUUUUGUAUCUUUCGUCUCUCUCUGUUUCAUAAAUGUUCUUCAAUUCGCAAGAGGCUGAAUGUAUCUCACCGGAGAAAGCAUCUGAGUGGACGAAACAGCACCCCUCAGUCUCAGUACAGUGGGGGAAAAAAGUAUUUAGUCAGCCACCAAUUGUGCAAGUUCUCCCACUUAAAAAGAUGAGAGAGGCCUGUAAUUUUCAUCAUAGGUACACGUCAACUAUGACAGACAAAAUGAGGGAAAAAAAUCCAGAAAAUCACAUUGUAGGAUUUUUUAGGAAUUUAUUUGCAAAUUAUGGUGGAAAAUAAGUAUUUGGUCAAUAACAAAAGUUUCUCAAUACUUUGUUAUAUACCCUUUGUUGGCAAUGACACAGGUCAAACGUUUUCUGUAAGUCUUCACAAGGUUUUCACACACUGUUGCUGGUAUUUUGGCCCAUUCCUCCAUGCAGAUCUCCUCUAGAGCAGUGAUGUUUUGGGGCUGUCGCUGGGCAACACAGACUUUCAACUCCCUCCAAAGAUUUUCUAUGGGGUUGAGAUCUGGAGACUGGCUAGGCCACUCCAGGACCUUGAAAUGCUUCUUACGAAGCCACUCCUUCGUUGCCCGGGCGGUGUGUUUGGGAUCAUUGUCAUGCUGAAAGACCCAGCCACGUUUCAUCUUCAAUGCCCUUGCUGAUGGAAGGAGGUUUUCACUCAAAAUCUCACGAUACAUGGCCCCAUUCAUUCUUUCCUUUACACGGAUCAGUCGUCCUGGUCCCUUUGCAGAAAAACAGCCCCAAAGCAUGAUGUUUCCACCCCCAUGCUUCAUAGUAGGUAUGGUGUUCUUUGGAUGCAACUCAGCAUUCUUUGUCCUCCAAACACGACGAGUUGAGUUUUUACCAAAAAGUUAUAUUUUGGUUUCAUCUGACCAUAUGACAUUCUCCCAAUCCUCUUCUGGAUCAUCCAAAUGCACUCUAGCAAACUUCAGACGGGCCUGGACAUGUACUGGCUUAAGCAGGGGGACACGUCUCGCACUGCAGGAUUUGAGUCCCUGGCAGCGUAGUGUGUUACUGAUGGUAGGCUUUGUUACUUUGGUCCCAGCUCUCUGCAGGUCAUUCACUAUGUCCCCCCGUGUGGUUCUGGGAUUUUUGCUCACCGUUCUUGUGAUCAUUUUGACCCCACGGGGUGAGAUCUUGCGUGGAGCCCCAGAUCGAGGGAGAUUAUCAGUGGUCUUGUAUGUCUUCCAUUUCCUAAUAAUUGCUCCCACAGUUGAUUUCUUCAAACCAAGCUGAUUACCUAUUGCAGAUUCAGUCUUCCCAGCCUGGUGCAGGUCUACAAUUUUGUUUCUGGUGUCCUUUGACAGCUCUUUGGUCUUGGCCAUAGUGGAGUUUGGAUUGUGACUGUUUGAGGUUGUGGACAGGUGUCUUUUAUACUGAUAACAAGUUCAAACAGGUGCCAUUAAUACAGGUAACGAGUGGAGGACAGAGGAGCCUCUUAAAGAAGAAGUUACAGGUCUGUGAGAGCCAGAAAUUUUGCUUGUUUGUAGGUGACCAAAUACUUAUUUUCCACCAUAAUUAGCAAAUAAAUUCAUUAAAAAUCCUACAAUGUGAUUUUCUGGAGAAAAAAAAUCUCAAUUUGUCUGUCAUAGUUGACGUGUACCUAUGAUGAAAAUUACAGGCCUCUCUCAUCUUUUUAAGUGGGAGAACUUGCACAAUUGGUGGCUGACUAAAUACUUUUUUUCCCCCCACUGUAUGUUCAGUGUAAAAGCGUGUACUGAAUGACAGAGUCAUAGACCAUUUAGGCAACAUGAAAGAAGAGGAUGGCAUUGCCGUUUCUCUACAAGUAGGGUGAGUCAACAUGUUUUUUCUACUUGUACACACACGCGCACACACACACACACGGUUUUCUUUGCAACUUGUGGUAACUCUCCGUGGUUCUAAAUCAAUAGUUGUUUAGUUGUCUGAAGAUGUCGGAAACAUUACCUUGCUUGACCAUGCUGUAGGUCAUGUAACUGUUUGUUACAUGCAAUAUGUUUUGUGGACUUCACCGGACAGAUGUUGCUCAACGGUUUUGUGUUGAAACAAAGGUGUGGUUGAAUUUAUUCUGCCACUGUGUCUUCUUAUUGUCUCGGCCUAUAUAUUACGGUGUGAAGGAAUAUGAACUAACAAGAUUUAUAGAGCAAACAACUCAAUUAUCACAACACAUAGGUUGUAAUACAGCAAGAAAAUUCUUGAUUGACUUCCCCAGUGAUUUUACCCACGCACCGCUACUGAUAAGGAGGGUAUUAAAAGUCUUCAGAGGUAUGCUCACAUUAAAACAACAGAGUAAUGAAAGACAAUCCUAUCUCUGUUUCUGCACAUAGUUAUUUCUGUUUCCCACAGCUGUACAGUUUUCCAUAUUGAGUACCACACAACGAUGUUACUAUCAUGACACGUAAACAUAACUUCCUGAGUCAAAUGUGUGAAUCUGUACAGUGACGUUUUUGUCUGUGAAGUAACCUCGUCCCCAGGUUCAAUUGCUACAGAGAGAGAGCCAGCUGGGUGGAGAUUAUCUGUGAGUAAUUAAUGCAGACCAGAGUCAAUCCAGAAGUACUUAUACAGAUCCUACUGGGGAUAAUAACAACAUUAGUCACACUUGUAGAAAGAAAGCGUAACCAAACACGCUUCAGCUUGAACAAAAAAGGUAAUAAGGUGCUUGACUGAGGGACUUGAAAAUCCCCCAAAACAUUCAUCACCCCUGGACACUUCAACAGGUAAAUAAAUACAUUUAAAUAAACUGGAAAAUAAAGAAAAGGCUGUUAUGAAUGCGUCCAAUGCUGAAACGUAAGCCUGUUGCUUUAAAUACAACAGAUCAGUGCAGACAGAGAACUGAAGAGUUGCAGUAUUCUACAGUGGUUUUAAAAAAUCCACAUUUUACUUCACCAAAAGGUGAGUCUUAGCAUUUCUUUCUCUCUUCGUCUAUCUUACUCUCUUUUAGUUCAUUUCUAUCAAUUAAGCUAAUUCUCACUGCCAGACCUAGCACUAAAACAGUUUUAUUUAAAUCACCAUGUUUUUAAAUAUUCAAAUUGAAGGAUGCUUAAAACAAGCGAGCAAGUUAUGCAGCUAUUUAUUCCUGAUUAUUUUCAUGUUUGAUCAAUUCUGUGUUGGAGAACGUUGAUGCCAAAUGUAUUGUAAAUUAAGGUUUGAUCAAGUACCUCUCUGUGACAAGUUACAUUCUUACCACAGUAAAAACUAAUUCAAAUAAUGGCAUACUGUCAGAUUCACUAAUGAAGCAUAUUAAAAUGUGGCUAUAAUAAUUCACUCCUAUCUUUGCUAUUCCUAGUGAAGGAGGGCCUAUUCCUAGUGAAGGAUGGCCCUACUCCCCACUCUCAACCCUUUGGUGGAGUGGCAGUGUGUUUGGGAGUUAUUUGUGUCCUGUUGGUGUUAACAAUUAUACCUCUCUGUGUCUACUGUGAGUAUGUGGAUCAUAAAGACAAAAUAAUAUGGAGAGGUGCAGGUUGAGUAAGCAUGUCCUUCUCUCUACACAGUCAGCAUCUCCCUCUCAGAGCACAGCGCACAUUUGGUGAAGGAACUGGAGCAGCUAACAGAUGACCAUAUAUCCCUACUGGCAGCCAAUCAGGACCUAAUGAAUCUCUACUGCAAGCUGAGUGCAGCCAAUCACAUUUUGCAGAGCGAUUACAUCAAUGUGUCUACUGAAAACCAGCAAUUGAAGGCAGCGAGGAUGAACUUGUCAAGAGACAGAGAUGGGCUCAAUUGGACUCUUGGGGUCAUAUUUCAGUUGAAGAAUUUCCCAGUUGAUAACUACUGCCCAUAUAAAAAUGCCAACACCAAAGGUAAAGUUUACAUCCUAGUUAAUAUUUUCUCAUUCAUAUGAAUUGUCUCAUAUGCUGAUGGUCCAGAAUGUAUGUCACAGUGAUGCUUUAUGUUGCUUUAAAUGUCAAAAACAGUAUGUAGCUGGUUGUAGUGGUCCUCUGGUGCUCAGUUGAUAGAGCAUGGCACUUGUAAUGCCAGGAUAGUGGGUUUCAUUCCCAGGACCACUCGUACAACAAAUGUAUGCACGCAUGACUGUAAGUCGCUUUGGACAAAAGCAUCUCCUAAAUGGUAUAUAUUAUUAUUAUAUUACUUUGCAUGUUUCAUGUUGCACAGACAGAGAGUGCUAACCUUGUCAAGUUGGCUGGGUGCUGUUCCAAUCCAGUUGUUACCUGUUUCUGCACAUUAAAGUCCCAUUUGGUCACCUUUGGAGGACCUGGCAAGGAAGCAGACAGCACUGCAAGAACAACAAUGCCGAUUUGGUUGACAUAGACAGUCAAGAGGAACAGGUAGGACACUGCUACAGGUAAAUGGGUUUAAGGGAGAUUCACACAACCUUUAAAGGGUUACUCAAGCAAUACAAAUGUCCAAAAAGUGAAAUAGGAACCAUAUUAAAAUAUGUGAUAUAUAGCUACUGUAUGUUCAAGGAAAUCCCCUUAUAACAUGAAGUUCAUUAACACUGCUACAACUGUACUCUUUGUUAUACCGUAUGAAAGUGGUACUUCCUGUUGUCUCGUUUUGUAGGCUAAGAAUGGGCUUCAAAUAAGACUUUUCUAACUUUCGCCGAUGUGUCUUACUUCUUGAGCGUCAAAUAUUUUGAUAAAAGGAAUUGGGUAUGAGCAAAUCAAUACAUGAAUACGAAUAGAAUUGUAUAUAUAUAUAUCUUAUACACUGAGUGUACAAAACAUUAGGAACACCUUCCUAAUAUUAAGUCGCACCCCAUUUUGCCCUCAGAACAGCCUCAAUUUGUCAGGGCAUUGACUCUACAAGGUGUUCAGAAGCGUUCCACAGUUGACAAUGCUUCCCACAGUUGUGUCAAGUUGGCUGGAUGUCCUUUGGGUGGUGGACCAUUCUUGAUACACAUGGGAAGCUGUUGAGUAUUUUUUUUUAACUGCAACGUUGCAGUUCUUGACACACUCAAACUGGUGCGCCUGGCACCUACUACCAUACCCUGUUCAAAGGCACUUAAAUAUUUUGUCUUGCACAUUCACCCUCUGAAUGGCACACGUCUCAAGGCUUAAAAUUAUUCUUUAAUCGGUCUCCUCCCCUUCAUCUACACUGAUUAAAGUGGAUUUAAUCAGGUACUCCCGAGUGGCGCAGUGGUCUAAGGCACUGCAUUGCAGUGCUAGCUGUGCCACUAGAGAUCCUGGUUUGAAUCCAGGCUCUGUCGUAGCCGGCCGCGACCGGGAGACCCAUGGGGCGGCGCACAAUUGGCCCAGGGUAGGGGAGGGAAUGGACGGCAGAGAUGUAGCUCAGUUGGUAGAGUGCUUGCAACGCCAAAAUUGCGGGUUCGUGUCCCACGGGGAAAAAAUGAAAAAUAAAAAUAAUGUAUGCACUCAGUAACUGUAAGUCGCUUUGGAUAAGAGCAUCUGCUUAAUUACUAAAAUGUAAAUUUAACAAGUGACAUGAAUAAGGGAUCAUAGCUUUCACCUGGUCAGUCUAUGUCAUGGAAAGAGCAUGUGUUCCUAAUGUUGUGUAUAACCACCUUUUCAUGAAUUUGAUUAUAUAAGCUUGAAGCCCAUUCAAAACAAGUAGGGGGCUGACAACAGGAAACAGGAAGUACUUUCAUACCUUAUUCUCUUUCAUUUGGACCCGAUAAGAUGCAUUUAUCCAUAACGUUUAGACACUAACGCUCCCUCCCAAAACUGUGGAUUACUGUUAAAUGCAGCCUAUUUAUUUAUUUCUACUUGUGGUUUCAUGAAUUUCUCAUUUAGGAAUUCAUUCUUAACACUCAAGCCCACUAUGAUGAAGUACAUGGGUACUGGAUCGGCCUGACUGACAUAGCUGAAGACGGUCAAUGGCUUUGGGUUGAUGGACGUCAUCAGAAACAACAAAGAAGCAUGUUACCUAGAACAACGCUUCACUAAGGGCUGGAUUCAAUCUGUAUCGCGGAAGAUCCACGUUAUAGCUCAAUUGAAAAUCAAUGUUCCCACUUUCGAGACUGCAUUCACAGUCAAUGCUGCAUGUCGGAAACCAUUAUCUUUAAAUCUUAACGUGGAUCUUCCGCGAUACGAAUUGAAUCCAGCCCUAAAUCAUUAUUUUAUUUGGUUAUGUUUUCUUUUCACAGGUUUUGGAAGCGUCAGCCUGUGUGGGGUCGUGAUUAUGCUUUAACUAACCCAAACAAAUGCACCUUUGGCUAAUUGGAAUGCUGCAUUAUGU
Messenger RNA from Coregonus sp. 'balchen', 20063 nucleotides. The record is from the annotation of a GenBank genome assembly. Lineage: Eukaryota; Metazoa; Chordata; Actinopteri; Salmoniformes; Salmonidae.